Molecule: messenger RNA, 417 nt
Organism: Corylus avellana
Lineage: Eukaryota; Viridiplantae; Streptophyta; Magnoliopsida; Fagales; Betulaceae
Product: 16 kDa phloem protein 1-like
Source: RefSeq, a predicted model, not a curated record
AUGGCCAGAGGUAUGCUGGAGGUUUUGCUGGCUAAUGUCCAAGGCAUUCGAGACAAAGAUUUCCUUGCUAAGAUGAAUCCUUACGUUGUAAUUCGAUAUGGAAAUCAAGAGUGUACGAGCAGUGUGGCUCGAGGAGAAGGAAAGAAACGAGUAUGGAACGAGAAAUUAACGUUCAACGCCGAGUACCCAGGUGGUGAAGAUCACAAAUAUAAGCUUACUUUUCAAAUUAUGGACAACCACAAAACCUCCCAUCAUGUCUUUGUUGGUGAAACUACAAUAUAUGUGAAGGAUGUGGUGUCGUUGGGGGUGGAGACGGGAAAGGCUGAACUUCGACGUGGCAAGUAUAGGGUUGUCCUUCCGGACAACACUUACUCCGGCGAGAUUUGUGUCGCUGUAACUUUCACCCAUAUUCUGUAA